AUGUCUAGAAUUCCUGAUAUUCUCGUAGAGAUACAAUGUCUCCAAAUAAUCAUUCUUCUCACUCCCAUCACCCCAAUCUCCCCUUCUCAUCAUUCACUUUCUCAUUAUUUAUAUUAUUCACUUUCCCAUUAUUCACGUCAUUCAACUUCUUAUCAUUUUUGUUAUUCACCUUCUUGUUAUUCCCAUCAUUCACCUUCUUGUCAUUCCCAUCAUUCACCUUCUUGUCAUUCUCAUCAUUUAUAUUCUCGUUAUUCUUAUUAUUUACCUUCUUGUUAUUCUUAUCAUUUACCUUCUCAUCAUUCUUAUCAUUCUUUCUCUCCCAAUCAUUCUAAUUAUUCACCUUCUCAUCACUCUUGUUCCUCUUCUUCUCAUCAUUUACAAAAUUCUCAACAGGAUUCAAUGUCUCUUAACUCCCAAAAUCACAGAGAAAAAGCUACAAUAGAAAAAUCUACAACAGAAGAAAAAGUUUUAUUGUUAGCAGCUGAGUUAAAUGAAUUGAAAGCAUCAUCACAUUCUCUCUUGGAAGUUGGAGAAAAAGGCAAGCAUGCAUUGCGA
Messenger RNA from Dentiscutata erythropus, 555 nucleotides. The record is from the annotation of a GenBank genome assembly. Lineage: Eukaryota; Fungi; Glomeromycota; Glomeromycetes; Diversisporales; Gigasporaceae.